This is a messenger RNA of Gallus gallus (chicken), 8348 nucleotides long. RefSeq names its product mitogen-activated protein kinase 10 (gene MAPK10). Gene Ontology annotation, molecular function: ATP binding; JUN kinase activity. Lineage: Eukaryota; Metazoa; Chordata; Aves; Galliformes; Phasianidae. The record is from RefSeq and is a predicted model, not a curated record. Gene Ontology annotation, biological process: JNK cascade; protein phosphorylation. The transcript is spliced from 14 exons. Gene Ontology annotation, cellular component: cytoplasm; nucleus. The coding region runs from base 647 to 1927 and encodes 426 amino acids.
GGUCCUUCCACAAUGGUACAGCCGGCAUCAGCUGCACAAUGGUUCCCAGGCAGUGACAGAGCGUGAUUCAGCAACCAACCUCCUCUUUUAUUCCACUAUCUUCAGACAUUUUGCCUCCCCGUUUUCUUUUUCUCCUCCAUUCCCUUUUAUGUAAUUCCUUAAAGGAGAACGUUGGAUCCAGCUGCCCACCUUUUUAUUUUAUUUUUCUUUAUAUUUUUCAAAAGAAGCUCAUCUCUUCCUUGGCACCAUUUGGAAUGUGGCUUAACAACACCACCUGAAGUGCAGCCGGGGGAAGGUGGCUGGACAAGGAGGACAGAGGCAGCACGGAAUGGGCUAGUAUUAGAAAGCUGUACCAGCAGCCGGCCAGACUCCAGUAUCAGCUAUGGCAACCCAUGCGUGAAGCUGAUGCCUUCAAACCAUUUCCUAUAGAUGAGGCAUAGCACAUGCUGUGGUAUUUAUGAGCCGCCAUUUGUUGUACUAUUGUGGUGAACCUACCCUGGAUGUGAAGAUUGCCUUUUGUCAGGUGUGUGUUCCUUACAGGUAAAACAAGCUUGGGUUUCUGUCUUCCUUCCCAACCCCCUUCCCUUCUGCACAACAGGGAUUUGGGAAACAAGUGGAUGUGUCAUACAUUGCCAAGCAUUACAACAUGAGCAAAAGCAAAGUUGACAACCAGUUCUACAGCGUGGAAGUGGGUGACUCGACCUUCACUGUUCUCAAGCGCUACCAGAACUUGAAACCAAUUGGCUCUGGGGCUCAGGGAAUAGUUUGUGCUGCAUACGAUGCCAUCCUUGAUAGAAAUGUGGCCAUUAAGAAGCUCAGCAGACCAUUCCAGAACCAAACCCAUGCCAAGCGUGCUUACAGAGAGCUGGUCCUCAUGAAGUGUGUGAAUCACAAAAAUAUUAUCAGUUUAUUAAAUGUCUUCACACCACAGAAAUCUCUGGAGGAGUUCCAGGAUGUUUACCUGGUGAUGGAGCUGAUGGAUGCCAACCUGUGCCAGGUGAUUCAGAUGGAGCUAGACCAUGAACGAAUGUCCUACCUGCUGUACCAAAUGCUCUGCGGCAUCAAACACCUGCACUCUGCGGGAAUUAUUCACAGGGAUUUAAAACCAAGUAACAUUGUGGUAAAAUCUGACUGCACGCUGAAGAUUUUGGAUUUUGGGCUGGCCAGGACUGCGGGCACCAGCUUCAUGAUGACUCCGUACGUGGUGACACGGUACUACAGAGCACCGGAGGUCAUCCUGGGAAUGGGCUACAAGGAGAACGUGGAUAUAUGGUCUGUGGGAUGCAUUAUGGGAGAAAUGGUUCGCCACAAAAUCCUCUUUCCAGGAAGGGAUUAUAUUGACCAGUGGAAUAAAGUCAUAGAGCAGUUGGGAACACCCUGCCCAGAGUUCAUGAAGAAGCUGCAGCCAACGGUGCGGAACUACGUGGAGAACCGGCCUAAGUACGCUGGCCUCACCUUCCCCAAACUGUUUCCUGAUUCUCUCUUCCCAGCUGACUCAGAACACAACAAACUCAAAGCCAGCCAAGCUCGGGACCUGCUGUCCAAAAUGCUGGUCAUCGAUCCAGCCAAGCGCAUAUCGGUGGACGAGGCCCUGCAGCACCCAUACAUCAACGUCUGGUACGACCCCGCCGAGGUGGAGGCGCCACCCCCCCAGAUCUAUGACAAGCAGCUGGAUGAGCGGGAGCACACCAUUGAGGAGUGGAAAGAACUCAUCUACAAAGAAGUAAUGAAUUCUGAAGAAAAGACGAAAAAUGGCGUAGUAAAAGGACAGCCAUCUCCUUCAGGUGCAGCAGUGAACAGCAGCGAGAGCCUCCCCCCAUCCUCAUCGGCCAACGACAUCUCCUCCAUGUCCACGGAUCAGACGCUGGCGUCCGACACGGACAGCAGCCUGGAAGCGUCGGCGGGGCCACUGGGGUGCUGCAGGUGACUAGCCGCCUGCCUGCGGAACCCCGCCUUCUUCAGGGGGUGACGGCGUCCAGAGGGAAAGCAACAGAGCUAAGGGACGGAGGGAAAUAAAAUGCACAGAUUUAAACGAAACAAACAAAUCUUUUCCGCCUGCUUCUCCUACAGAGCUAUGUAAUGCAGCUCAGCUCCAGUGUGUAUGUAACUCAUAGUUGCUCUGCUUUGGUCUUCUUACGAUGAUGCUUUCUGGGGUGGGGGAGGAAAAGGAUUCUUCAGAUCCUUUUUUUUUCCCCCCUUACAAGAUGCAAAAUUAAUGGCUGCAAAACCAGCGACCCACAGCUGUCCUCUCACGCUGGCAUGACAAGGUGCGCAGUGCCACUCCACAACACACCAGUGCGGAUCUGCCCUCACUCUGCUCUGUUGUCUCCUGCUCCCUGGGGCAGGGAUAGAUAUACAGUUAGGGAUAUACAGAUAGGGAUACACACGUUUUUUCCCCAUGCAUGCAGAGCACACACACACGCCAAUGGCUGUGUGUGCAGCUGUGUGCCUAUAGGAACUCGUCAGUCUGCACACAUACUCAGUGCACCACACAACUACAUGGCCCAUUUCAGGUGAGCAGCAUACAUACAUGGGUGCUGUUACCCAUGUAUAUGUCGUGUCCUUGGUCAUGGAUGAGGCUGCACAGCUUGUGCAAUUAUUUGUGGAAGUGAAAAUAACCACACUGAGCUGUGGCUCCCUCAGACCCUUGAAGAUGUAGCACCAACGUUUUUGCUGAUAGCUGUGUAUAUAUACUUAAAGGCAGUUUGUAUUGGAGGAUGGUGCUGCAGAGCUUCACGCAACGUUUGUGAAUAUUGGGAAGAGUACUGAUUUUUAGUGCGGAUACACUCAGCUAAGAGCAAGUUGGAAGGAAGUACAUAAUAUGUUUUUGCAAGGCAUGGGGAGCAAGAAUGGAGAUUCUUUUUGCAUGUGUAUGCCCAGAAAGGUUUAUAUCGUGAAGCAAACUUCUGUCCGUAUUCAGUGAGUUAUCUUUCUUUAUAGAGAGACUCACUGCUGUGAGUUCCAGAUAUAUUUGUAUGUUAGGGGAUAUUACAGGGUUGGGGAACAGACAGACCACAGUCAAAACGACAUUCAAUGUUUAUUUUUGUAUGUCUUUGUUCUUACUGAGUUCAGCAUUGGAUAUCUGCAGCCCUCCUCAGCAUGUUUGUGGCCAAGAGAUGGUUUCUCCUUCACUUCAUUCCCUUGCAGAGAUCUCCACCACUGAGCAAAGACUACCCUUCCCUGUGUGUCUUUGUCCAUUCCUUUGCUUGUGACAAGUCAUCCGGCUCCCCAGAAGCGUUACCAGCUGUGUCACAUGGAAAAUAUGCACAGAGUGGGUCCAGAGAAGGGUAAUGCUUUUCCAGAAGUCAACAAGAAAAACCGUUUAGAAUAUUUCAUUGGAUACUUUAAAUUCACCAGUUAUGAAGUAUUCCAAAUUCUCUUCCCCUCUCCUGGAAUAUAGCUGCUCUGUUGGGUGGCUCACACACCUGCUGUUCUGCUGUAGGAUAGGAAAACAAUUGGAGUAGCAGGUCAGGUUUUCUUCAAAGGGAAGAAAACAAGAAAUGAAUCUUCUCUCCAGGGUUCUGAGGAGGGAAGAUAAGAGUGCAUAUGAAGUCAUUUCAGACUUGGUAGCGGAUCCGUGCUGUAGUAGGACAUGAUGUGGUUUUUUUCCUCCAGGGAUGUUUUUGGUUGAUUUUUGGGAAAGAAAAAAAUAAAUACAAUUAGGUCUAUGAUUUUCUAAAAACUCAUAACAGUAACUGUGAAAGCAAUAAUUUACCACUGCUAAAAUAGUUAGCAAUAUUCUUUCUUAAGCCAUGAAGCUUCAAGUCGUUGUUUGGUGAUGUAACGCUCACUUCAAUGCCAGUGAUCAUUAAAGUAAUCAAAGCAAACAGCAAUGCUUUGUAGGCAUGAAGGCAAUAACACCACGGUGACUUCUUAGCAAUAAUGAAAUGCUUCACCUCCAGAUUUAAAUCAUCAUACCUAUAAAUAGUACUUAGAUGACCAGUACCUUUUCCCCAUUCCUUAGUUUGCACUAUUCCAGUGUGUUGUUCGACCCCUCACCCCAAAGAAAACUCUAAGAGGCAGAGCUGCAUGUAAGAGGAAGGGCAAAAACUGGACAGAUGCAGAAUAUCAGCAUGAGGAAUAUGCUCUUCAUCACCAGCCGUGUUAUGGAGAUGUGACAGACGUGAUAGGGCCACUUACAGUGGAUGGGUUCUUGCAGAUUUCCCAUGUUUCACACUGAGUCCCAUAGCAUAAUUUGGUCUGGUUUGGGUUCAGGCGUGCUGGGCAGCAACCUGGGAAGCACAUGAUAUAUUCUGCAGAUGGGCAGUGAAUAAGCCUAUAGCACAGAAUGUAUACAGCUGUGUUCCCAGCAGCCAAUUCUGCUAACAGCAGUGCUGCACAAAUGUUUUGUGGCUACCAUAGGGAUGCGUAUUAAGCUUCACAACUAGCACGUGCUUCUGUCUUGUGUUCGGUAGUGCUCAACACAAGCGCGUGUUGAAGUGCCUUGCUGAAAUGGGCCCAUAACAAUGGCUGCCUUUGGUUUUGGCAGUAAAUGAGUUCAUCUCCUCUUCAAGAAGCUCUGUUUGCAGGAGGAGAUUUAGGGCUGUCCACAUUGGACACCAGAAAAAAGCCAUUGAUAACACAAAGCAAUAGUCUCUUUUGGUCCUGGUCCUCAUAUGACCCUGGCCACGCUGAGCGGUGGCUGUCACAUAGGGCGUUUCCUCUGUGUCUGUGGGUUGUUGCUGCCAACUGUAUCCCACAGGAGAGUGUGUACUCUCCAAUAUGGAUGACACUGGUGACAAUCUGUAGCUAUCCUAAGGUGCAGACAGGAUAUUCCUUUCAGAUCCUGGAAUUUGGAGACCCUUCUCUUCAGGUCCUGUUCCUUACUAUCCCAAAGCUCUGUGUAAUGUGACCAUAACAGAUGUAUCUUUUUUCUUCCUUCACAAUGACCUUCCAAAUCUACCUCUUCCAUUACAUGGUCAGUACAUAUGACUUGAGGAACAAUUUUCACCUCAUUCUCAAGUUUGCAGCUGUAGGUGUAAUUACAGAUAUGUAAAAAAUUGGUAACAUAGAGGUGUAAUGGCUGUUUUUUCAAAGCACUGAGGCACUGGAACCGCCAUCAGCCUCUUGGCAGAAGUGCAGCAAUGGCAGUUUGUUUUUCAGUCAGAGUUGCUCCUGAAAGACAUCAUUCCAUCCCUUUUCUUUUUACUGAUGAGUUUAACUGAGGAGGUAGCAUUGAUUUGCUUUGAGUUGAUGGAAGGCUGCGUGCGUUUUCAGUCCAGCAGUAAAUUUUGACAUCGCCCUUCAGAUGCUCACUUGUCAGCCAGAAUAGUGUAUAUAUAUUCUAUCAGCAUAUGAUGCAUCUUCAGUGAUUUCAGGUGUUUGUUUGGAUUGGUCACAAACUGAAGUAUUUGAAUGACGCUCUUGCUGGGAACCCACCAACACUAUUCAGAUUUCCAUGGUAUGGGUAUGUACAGGCAUUUGUAAUAUAUAAAGGAGAGCUCACAUUGGAGUGCAAGUACAGUAACUUGUCAGAAAAAAGAUAGAGAGAAAGAAACAUAAAGCCUGGUGAGUACUUCCCUGUGGCUCUACUGUUUAUCCACUGGCACUGAUCAGUUCCUGCUUAAUGCUGGCUGGCCUCAGGAGAUCACACGAGCCGCAUGGUAAUGUCACUAUAUCAUUCUUGUACUUUUAUAACAGAAUCUGAUCAUAGGUAUUUACAUUCAUUUACAUAGCUUUACUUUCAAGAUUUGGGCUAAUAAUCCUGAAGAGAUGAGAUCUGUCAGUAUGCCUCUAGGAAUUUUUUUCAAAAUGCUGCCACGACACUGAUUUGGACUGUGUUCUUCUUUCCCCCCAACUUAUUGGCUCAUGGAAAUACGCCAGUAGUCAACAUUAGAGCUGCUGAAGGGAGUCAGGCUGAGCACAUUUCACCACCUAUGUAAAACAGUAGAAAUAUUUUAAUUUGAGAUAACCUUUAGAAGCCACUUGUCUGAUAAAUGUUGCAGGAUUUUACGUGAUCAAAAUUAAUGAUUCGAAUUUCAGAUCUGUUUCUUUUUAUGCUUACUGUUGGUUCAAACUUUUGUGUGAAUUCAAACAUGCAGAAUAAUGAAAAUCUCUCACCCCUAAAGUUUGUGAGAUGAAAACAAUGAAUUUCCCAGCAAACUCAGUGUGCUUCCAGGGAGAGCACUAUGGAAGGAAACCUGCAGAGGAGAAUCAGCCUUUCCUUUUAGUAGUCUGAAAAUAAUAAUAAUAAUAAAAAGGGCUGAGUGUUUUACUUGACCUGUAAGUUGUGUAUGUGUGUGAAAGAAAGAGUGCAUGCAGGUGUGAUUUUUAGAACAUCAGUGUUGUACUCAUAUUUGACCCAAAUUCUCAUUAUGGAUAAAGACUGUAAUUGUGACAUAGCAGCACAUCUUCAAGGAGCUGAGGUCUGUGCUUAUUCAACUUCCACCACCUCACAAGGACAUGAGGAAGGUUCACUGACUGCGAGCUCACGGUGACCUUGUUCACACACACAUGCACACAGAAAGAAAAUCGUUGUGCACAAGGUUUGAAUAUUCCACAAGUAAGUAAUGUCUUAAUUAGAAAGAUGUUUGGGGUCGCAGGGCAAUAGUGAGUGUGUCACCUUCACUGAUGAGCUGGAAAAUAGAGCUGUCCAUAGAACUGAGUGCUGAACGUAUUUGCAACUUUGCCAGCGCAGCCAUUUUUUUUCCUUCCUUUUCUCUCUCUCUCUCUCUCUCUCUCUCUCUCUCUUUUUUAAUUAACUAUUGAUUGCAGGAAAUGAAUGGUUUAACUUCAUUUUUGUUCAGGCUCUUUGACCCAUAGCAAGUUUGAGUUCUAAAGAGGGUUUGAUUCGACAAAAGAAUGUUGAAAAACUCCACCUGAGGCUCUUGGUGCCUUCUUACCUGAGAGUGAAAAGCUGAAAAGCACAUACUGAAGGAGGACAGUCAUUUUGGGAAAUAAGUGUAUCCCUCCCAUGCUUGUCAUUUUGGACAGGUACGCCUGUCUCUUUACUAAUUUUCACUGAACGGGGCCAUUCCUGUCUUCUGGAAAGCAAGGUAUUCAUGAUGUAUAUAGUUGUAUGGACAUUUUUUCUUCUGUAACUAAUAUGUAAUCAACACACAACUUCUGUUUGAUCUUUUACAAUAAGGCCACUGUAUGCCUCAACACGGUUGACCUCUGAGCUUUCCCUGGUCAGCCACAUGCUGCAAAGGAGGGUGCUGGAGGGUUCAGUGUACAUAUAGAAACAUGUAUAGUUAGUAAAUGGAGUAAGUGGGACUUCUGGCCAGUAUGCGUUAAAGCCACAACAGUAACAGAGCUCCAGAUCUUAAUGAGCAAACCAACUGUUCACCUUGCCAUGUCUGUCCUGUAGCAAGACCUAAGCUGCACCUGCCUGUAGUUCUGCAUGAUCAGACUUUGGAGUAUAACCAACACGGUCUGUAAUGUAUCGGUGUUGAUAAACAUAGUUUUAAAAAGAAAAAAAGAAGAAGAAGAAGAAAAAAAACCUAACUAUCUAAAAAAGCUCAUCCAACAAAAGAAAAUCAACAACAGUUGAGAACCCAGACUGGAAGUGGAGAUGUGUCACAUUGUGUUAAACGGUGAUGGCUGAAAGCAGUGUCAGCGCCAAUGGACUGCAGUAGUGACGCCUGUAAGGAUCCAACUUUAUUUCUGUACUGUUCUGUUCUUACCCUGUUGUUUUUGACUGUCUGUUGUUCCCUGUGCAGAGUACAGGGGAGAAAUUUGACUCUGUCAUCCCUGUUUUACGGGUCUAUGUUAAAUCACUUAUUUCUAAUUUCUGUUCAUUUGGCAAUUACCAAACCACAAUGGGAACUUCGUUUUCCUCAUGUGUUGGAAGGAAUCCCAUCAGAGCUGCUCUUGAGGACACUUCUUACUGCUGCCCUGGCUCCUGUCAGCUGAAUGACUUUGCAGCAUUCCCAAUAAACAGCACAAUGCAGCAAAACCAUAUUGAUUGAGGGCUUCGUUAAAUGUGCUGUGCAUCUGUACUCAAUGGGGCUCAAAGUCACGCGGGGACAGGACUCGGUUAAACAUGGUAUGUACUCUAUGCAUGACGCCUAUAUUACACCUUUAUGACCUUAUAGGGGGAAAACUGCUGAUCUUUUCAGAUGUGGGUUCGGACUGUUUUUUUCUUUCUGGAGCAAAGGUGUAUGAAUCUGGUCCCUAUGCCACACACCGCAUGCUCCUGCCCAGAACAGCUCGUGGGGGCUGAGGCGGUGCGUGGGCUGUCCAGGGGCCAUGCACGGAGGUGAACCUCAUGCUGUCUGAAUGUUUCCUUGCCAAAAAGCCUGUAUGUAUGCCAAGCAGGGGAGACCGUGGCUGUUCUAUAAGGAGUGUUUGUGUUGUUUACUUUACAACAAGCUUUGCUAAUUAAAAUAGUGUAUUCUGGAGUCCUA